AUGACAACUUUGGGGGGAAACCAGAAGUCAAACAAGGAGAAAAAAGAAGUCUACAAGGUGAAACCAGAAGUCAGACAAGGUGAAAACCAGAAGUUAGACAAGGUGAAAAACCAGAAGUCAGACAGGGAGAAAACCAGUAAAUCAGAUAAGAAGAAAACCAAAGUCAGGCAAGGAAGAAAACCAGAAGUUAGACAAGGAGACAACCAGAAGUCAGACAAGGAGUUAAAACAGCAGUUAGACAAAGAGAAAACCAGAAGUCAGACAAGGAGAAAACCAGUAAUUAGACAAAGAAAAAACAGCAGUUACACAAGGAGAAAACCAGUAAUCAGACAAGGAGAAAACCAGAAGUCAGACAAGGAGAAAACCAGAAGUUACACAAGGAGAAAACAGCAGUCAGACAAGGAGAAAACAAGUAAUCAGACAAGGAGAAAACCAGAAGUCAGACAAGGAGAAAACCAUCAGACAAGGAGAAAACAGCAGUUAGACAAAGAGAAAAACCAGAAGUCAAAGACAAGGAGAAAAAAACCAGUAAUUAGACAAGAAAAAACAGCAGUUAGAACAAGGAGAAAACCAGUAAUCAGACAAGGAGAAAACCGGAAGUCAGACAAGGAGAAAACCAGAAGUCAGACAAGGAGAAAACAGCAGUCAGACAAGGAGAAAACCUGUAGUCAGACAAGGAGAAAACAGCAGUUAGACAAGGAGAAAACCAGUAAUCAGAACAAGGAGAAAACCAGAAACAAGGAGAAAACCAGUAAUCAGACAAGAAGAAAACAGCAGUUAGACAAGGUGAAAACCAGAAGUCAGGCAAGGAGAAAAACUGAAGUCAGACAAGGAGAAAACCAGAAGUCAGACAAGGAGAAAAUAGCAGUUAGACAAGGAGAAAACCAGAAGUCAGACAAGGAGAAAACCAGUAAUCAAACAAGAAGAAAACAGCAGUUAGACAAGGAGAAAACCAGUAGUCAGACAAGGAGAAAUCUAGAAGUCAGGUAA
Molecule: messenger RNA, 990 nt
Organism: Ruditapes philippinarum (Manila clam)
Lineage: Eukaryota; Metazoa; Mollusca; Bivalvia; Venerida; Veneridae
Exons: 5
Coding region: 1-990 (329 amino acids)
Source: RefSeq, a predicted model, not a curated record